AAAAUUCUCCGCAAUAAUCAACCAACAGCACACUCCAGCAGUCAGCAUUCAGCUGCAGCAGCCGCACUCAUCAACAAACCAACCGCAGUCUCCUUCUGACUCUCUAAACCCCCGACUCCCACAGAUAUAGACCCUAUAUAUAGGCGCAGUUUUGUAACAGGACAAACGAAUAAACGGAGAGAGAGAAAGAGAAAUGGAGGUACGAGCAAGAGCCCCAGGAAAAAUAAUAUUGGCUGGAGAACAUGCUGUGGUUCAUGGAUCAGCUGCCGUUGCUGCCUCCAUCGAUCUCUAUACUUAUGUCUCCCUUCGUUUCCCUACUCCUGCUGAUAAUGAUGAAACAUUAAGCCUCCAGCUUAAGGAUGUGUCCUUAGAAUUUUCCUGGCCAGUUGCAAGAAUUAAAGAGGCUUUUCCAAACUUGGAAACUCCGACUCCACCAUCCUCAUGCUCGCUGGAGACACUUAAAUUAAUUGCUUCUCUGGUCGAUGAGCAGAACAUUCCUGAGGCAAAUAUAGGUCUUGCUGCUGGUGUCACAGCUUUUCUUUGGCUGUUCACCUCAAUCCACGGAUGCAAACCAGCAAAAGCAGUUGUAAAUUCUGAGCUUCCACUUGGAUCAGGCUUGGGUUCAUCUGCAGCUUUUUGUGUUGCACUCUCUGCAGCCAUUCUUGCUUUGUCAGAUUCAGUCACUAUGGAUUUCAGCCACCAAGGUUGGCAAGUAUUUGGAGAGAAUGAGCUGGAAUUGGUGAAUAAAUGGGCUUUCGAGGGCGAGAAAAUAAUUCAUGGGAAGCCAUCUGGUAUUGACAACACAGUGAGCACGUACGGAAACAUGAUCAAGUUUAAGUCAGGUGAUCUUACACGCCUCAGAACAAACAUGCCACUUAAAAUGCUGAUAACUAACACAAAGGUUGGGAGAAAUACAAAGGCAUUGGUAGCUGGCGUCUCAGAAAGGACCUUGAGGCAUCCGACUGCUAUGGCUUCUGUGUUUACUGCAGUGGAUUCUAUCAGUAGUGAAGUGGCUGCAAUUAUUCAAUCACCUGUCCCAGAUGAUCUUGCCAUAACCGAGAAAGAAGAAAAACUGGCUGAGUUGAUGGAGAUGAACCAAGGAUUGCUUCAGUGCAUGGGUGUUAGCCAUGCUUCUAUAGAAACCGUUCUCCAAACAACUCUAAAGUACAAACUAUCUUCCAAGUUAACUGGAGCUGGCGGUGGAGGCUGUGUUUUGACAUUACUACCAACUCUUCUGUCAGGAACAAUUGUUGAUAUAGUGAUGGCUGAUUUAGAAACAUGUGGAUUCCAAUGCCUGCUUGCUGGUAUUGGUGGAAACGGCGUAGAGAUUCAUUCAGCGUCACUUCCUGAUGUUGGAGCCAAGGACGUCAAUUUGUCAUGAGAUAUGUCUCAUUGUUUCUACACUCUUGAAUGUGGACAUGGAGGUGAGCUUGCGACAUCUAUUGCAAUCUAAAGAAACAUCGGAACCCUGCGAUUGACUUGCUAUAGUUGUAGUCUUAAAAACUCUCAGUAAUGUGAAACAAUUUUCUUUUUACUUUAUUUUUCCACAAAAAUGUUGGUCAUAGGAAGAUUCCUGUUUGACAUGGUAAUUUAUCCUACUUUUUAAGUUCUCCAA
This is a messenger RNA of Lycium ferocissimum, 1615 nucleotides long. Its product is annotated as mevalonate kinase. Gene Ontology annotation, biological process: isoprenoid biosynthetic process. Gene Ontology annotation, cellular component: cytoplasm. Gene Ontology annotation, molecular function: ATP binding; mevalonate kinase activity. The coding region runs from base 194 to 1381 and encodes 395 amino acids. The transcript has 5 exons. The record is from RefSeq and is a predicted model, not a curated record. NCBI's taxonomy places the organism in Eukaryota, Viridiplantae, Streptophyta, Magnoliopsida, Solanales, Solanaceae.